GUUGUCGUGGGUGGCUUCGUCCAUGCGCUCGUAGUUGCAAGGGUCCGUUUACUACUGUACGAUCACAAGCAUCUCCAGGCAUGCCACCUUUGCUCAACCUCACCACCCCCUCCCCUUUCUCGCGUCCGAGAAGCAGCCCUGCCGAACCUCUUGCCAGUUCGAUGCGCAAGAUAUAGCUUCGUCGUUGUCCUGCACCGCAGCAGGCUCCCUCACCGCCCAAAUGUCCACCGCUCGCUAUGCGCCCUCGGCCGCCCAUCCCAUGGCCCAGCAAGCCGCAUACCGCGCUCCGGCGCCCAUCGCCGUCUCCAAUGCCCCUCCAGGCACCUUUGCGCCUGGCACCAAGGUCCAGGUGGGCAACCACCGUGUCACCAUCGACAAGUACCUCUCCGAGGGCGGUUUCGCGCAUGUCUACCUCGUCCGCGUACCCAAAUCCGACAACGGAACCCCCGAGACGGCUGUCCUGAAGCGGGUAGCCUGUGCAGACAAAGAUGCACUCGCCAAUAUGAGGACCGAGGUCGAGACCAUGAAGAAGCUCAAGGGCCACAGCAAGAUCGUCACAUACAUGGACUCGCAUGCUUCACAGCUCAAGACUGGGGGCUAUGAAGUAUUUCUGCUCAUGGAAUUCUGUUCAGGCGGCGGUUUGAUUGACUUCAUGAACACCAGGCUCCAGCAUAGGUUGACCGAGCCUGAGAUUCUGCACAUCUUCUCCGAUGUCGUCGAGGGCGUUGCAACCAUGCACUACCUCAAGCCACCGCUCCUCCAUCGCGAUCUCAAGGUCGAGAACGUCUUGAUCACUACCGUGGCAGGCAACAAGAUAUACAAACUAUGCGAUUUUGGUUCCACUGCACCGCCGAGACCUGCCGCUACAACUGCCGCCGAAGGGAGAUUGAUCGAGGACGACGUACAGCGGCAUACCACACUACAGUACCGCAGUCCGGAAAUGAUCGACGUAUAUCGCAAACAACCAAUAGACGAGAAGAGCGACAUAUGGGCGCUGGGUGUGCUCUUGUACAAAUUAUGCUACUAUACGACGCCUUUCGAAGAAGUGGGACAAAUGGCCAUCCUGAACGCCUCGUUCAAGUACCCAGCCUACCCCCAGUUCUCCGACAGGAUAAAGAAGCUCAUAGGCUCGAUGCUGAGAGAGAAUCCACAGCAUAGACCCAACAUCUACCAGGUGGUCGCCGAGGUCUGCUCGAUGCGACACCGGCCGAUUCCUAUCAAGGAUAUCUACUCUGGCAGAACACAGUCAGAAGCGCGACGGAACCAGCAGCUUCCGCCUACCGAGCCCCAAGUCUCUUCGCCGCCUCCUGUUGUCGGUCUACAAAGAGUUGCACCUACCGUGCAGGUUCAGCAGAUACCAGACGUUACGCCCAUGAGGAGAGGCCGACCUACUGGUCCAGUUCAGGCACCUCCAGCAGCAAGGCCAAGUCCAUCGCCCAUGAGAGGAACGACAUCUGAUCCUUUCGCUGCACUCGACUCCCAGGAUGUUCAGGUCAGACGUGCUGCUGCUGACGAGCUAGCCUCACGCUUCCCUUCUCUGGACGAAUUCUCCUUGUUGCAUGACCGAGGCCAGAAGUUUGAAUUCGGCGAGGCACCAACGACUUCUGACCCAGCACUUACUAAGCGUGUGACAGAUGCGCUUGCGGAUGAAGCUUUUGCAUCGCCUCCGCUCUCCAAGGUUGAUUCAGCACCUGGCGUAAAGCCCUCAUCCGCAGUGUCCUCCGCGGGCGUUUCCAGGACCACCUCUCUGAGAAAACCACAACCCUAUGAAGCCAAAGAUAGUCCACGAAACGCUAGCACAAACAUCCAAUCGCCCAUCCCACAGCGGGUCGGUAUGGUGUCUACUGGUGUCCAAACGUCGCCACGGGCAUCUCCCGUUUCCGCACAGCCGAAACUCCCAGACGUCAACAGCCGGCCAAUCUGGAAGGUGCCUCUCUCAACACACCACAACCGUGCUCUGAGCCAACAGGCGUCGGAGAGUCGACCAAGAAGUCCUCUGAGCAGUCCAUCGUUGCGACCCGAAUUUGCUUUGCCAGCACGCCCUUCUUUUGAAUCGAGAUCAAAGUCCCAGCUCAACAUUCCUCAAUCUCCUGCUUCUUCUAGACCUUCUCUGGAAAGCUCACGCCCAUCGGCUAUGGAGAUGGGUUCUGCAAUCGACCGAUCGAGAUCUGCAAACUCAAAUGCACGUCCAGCCAGUAUGCACGUAGAGUCAAACCUUGAUUAUCUCCGUGAUCGAGAGAUGGCUCCCGGUCGUAACUUUGAUGCUCCAUCAUUACAGCGUCGUGUCACCGCAAAUGCAAUCGACGACUCCGAGCCAGAGGAAAAGAAUGUUAGGUCGAGUGUCGACUUCCUACGCUCCAUUGAACAGGAAGAGCAUGGUCAUAAGCAUCGCCGGAGUAGCUCUCACGGCAAACAUGGCAAGCGCGGGAGCAUCACAAACAUCGUCAAGGGAAGGUUUGGCGACGCCUUCCGUCGCUUUGAAUCCACCAAGACGCCCGAACAUGAACGCGAUCAACCACCCAUGACGCCAACCGACCAGUUCAUGGAUUCCAAGGGUGGCCUGACUCCUAUCGCCGGCUCCGAAGCUACAGGUGGCUUGAGUGAUGACGAUCGCAGCCAAAUCGAUGAAACGCAGGAUCUACCACCAGAGGUUCGAAGAGAACUCGAGAAGAGACAACUAGCUGAAGAAGAGCGCCGUGUUGAAGCUGCUGCUGCCGAGUACAAGCAACGCGUUGCCUCGCAGGGGCAGGGAGGGCCCAAAGCCGGCCCAUCCAAGGCUUCAUCGAUUCAGAACCGCGUCAAGAACUUGCUCGAUGAAAGCAGCAAGCCAGCAGCGUCCAAUCGUACGGCUGAGGGCUACGGGAAGUAUACUGAUACUGGAAAACCUCUACCUAUGCGGCCACAAGACCAAAGCGGUGCACGACAGCCACCCGCCAUUGCCCGUAAACCCAUGAAUGUCUCCUCGCAACAGCCUCAAGACCUUGCUUACGCAAAACCGUCUUCGAUCCGACCGAAUAUGCCCCCACCAGCACCUUCCGCUUCAGCACCGCCAACAAUCAAUGUUCGCAACCCCUCUGGACCGCCUCCACGCGCCCCCAAGCCUAAAAAUCUGCAAACAGGGGGCUCAGUAGGUCCUGGUCAAAGUUCGCCUGUCAAGUCUGCCCCUACAGUUAAAGAGAAGCUACUUGCGCCCGUCAGCCGCGACGGUGGUGAUGACUUUGACGUCGACACCUUCAGCAAGAGGUACCCUAGUUUGAGCGGGUUGGAAAUGGUAGAGACUGAGAUUCCACGUCGCACCGUUCGCGAUGUCUAGGCGUGCCGAGUUUUGUUUGCUUGUCGAAAUUUAGAUCCAUCAUCUGCACUUUUGAAGCGUUCGCAUAGCAUGUUGGCAAGAAUUAGCAUUAUCAGAUAGCAAUACAUAUAGCAGAGGGAACAAGUGGAAGUCGGGCAGGUCAAGAAUAUAGAUUAUUGUUAUUGGGAUGAGAUUG
Molecule: messenger RNA, 3488 nt
Organism: Alternaria alternata
Lineage: Eukaryota; Fungi; Ascomycota; Dothideomycetes; Pleosporales; Pleosporaceae
Exons: 3
Coding region: 221-3313 (1030 amino acids)
Biological process (GO): actin filament organization; peptidyl-threonine phosphorylation; actin cortical patch assembly
Cellular component (GO): cytoplasm
Molecular function (GO): ATP binding; protein serine/threonine kinase activity
Source: RefSeq, a predicted model, not a curated record